AUGUCAGUUGCCAAUGGUUCUGUGCAUGGGCUUCAAGUGUACGCGGAUUACAUCCCGAUCAUCAACUUCACAACACUCCAGGCAUUCAUACCGUUCCUGUACAUUUGUCCGACAAUAGUAGUCAUGAUGACUAUUCUGGUGAUGUACAGACGGGCACGGAAAGCUAUGAGCACAGCGACUAUGGAUCAUAACAUCUUCGCACUCAUCAUGUUCUAUUUUAUGUUUGUAAGUACUACUAGGCUGCCGCAACGAUGAACAGAAAACUUUCAGAACAUGUUAUUCUAUUUCGGCGACUACAUCCACCUGAAUCUUCCCUCUUCGGGACUCAUGACCACUUGGUGCGCCGGAAUACAACCCAGCAGAUACUUUGCGAUUCUGUUCGUCUACGCCUACUACAGCAACUUUGGCGUCAUCAUUUGUCCGUUCCUCGUUUGUCUCAUUCGAUUGACCAUUCUACUUUCGCCACGUAACAAUGAAAGGGUAAGUCGUAUUGCUCUAGUUGACUGUGUGUACCAGUGUUGAGCGGAAUUCCGUCUUCCGUAUUCCGUCUUCCGUCUUCCGUGGUUUUUUUGUUCCGUCUUCCGUCUGCCGUCUUCCGGAAAAAGGGUUUUCUUCCGUCUUCCGUCUGCCGUCUUCCGUCUUCCGUCUUCCGUGAUUUUUUUGUUCCGUCUUCCGUCUGCCGUCUGCCGUCUUCCGUCUUCCGUCUUCCGUGGUUUUUUUGUUCCGUCUUCCGUCUGCCGUCUUCCGUAAACAAAUUUUUCUUCCGUCUUCCGUCUGCCUUCUUCCGGGACUUUUUUCUUUUACCGUAAAAAUGUAAUAGCUUUUCAGAAGCCAUUUACUAGCCCCGAAGAACGCUAAUUUCCACGGGCAGUGACCCAGAUCCAAAUUUUUUGUUGUUCAGUUAUUUUUUUCAAAAAAAAAACUGGAGAAAAAGGUUCUGCAUUGACGAUUUUUUUGUUCCGUCUUCCGUUUUCCGUGUUCCGUAAAAAAAAUUUCUUCCGUCUGCCGUCUGCCGUCUUCCGGAUUUCAAAAUUCCAUUUCCGCUCAACUCUGGUGUGUACAUCGUCUGUACAAGACUUUUAUGAGAGCUUUACCAUACAUUUUUGAAAAGAAACUUGAGAAUUGACGAAUGGGGAACACACUCUUGUCCUCAAGACUAUUAUUCUUUCAGUUGUGCCGUCUGAUCAUGAACUGGUUCGCCAUUCCGUUCCUCUUCCUCGUCCCGCUUCUCCUCACCAUUUGCAACAUUCAAGUGAGCGGUUACUGCAUGCAAAUGGCCGAUCCGUUCUCUUUCGGCUCGCUCAUCGUUUACGAAGGAGAAGAGCAGGCCCGACUCAACAUCAUCAUCCACUUUUCCUUUUCCAUUGCCAUUUUCUCCGCGACUGGCGUCAUGUCUGCCGUGAUGUUCUUCAAACUUCGGACGACUCUAUUCGACACGUCGUCGGCUCGCACCAAAACGCUCACUAAACGUGCCGAAUGGUCCCUUUCACUCACAAUGAUCUCGAGCGUCGUUCCGUUUGUUACCAACUCAAUUUGCUCGGUGAGUAGACGACUCUAGAAGCGCUAUUCUUAUCAGACGAUUUUCAGAUAACAUUCCUGUUUCAUCGGCCCGAUUACUUCUACGUCCUCUUCCUUCGUCCGAUCGGCAACGAUUACGAGACGACUAUGAUGCCGUGGGUGCUGUUUUUGACGCACCCGAUGUUCAAGAGCAAGAAGAAACCGACUAAGAGCCCGAGCCAGGGCUCCAACUUCACUUCUCGAAGUUCGCAAAUGUUCUGA
Molecule: messenger RNA, 1779 nt
Organism: Caenorhabditis sp. 36 PRJEB53466
Lineage: Eukaryota; Metazoa; Nematoda; Chromadorea; Rhabditida; Rhabditidae
Source: the annotation of a GenBank genome assembly